Molecule: messenger RNA, 2578 nt
Organism: Schistosoma guineensis
Lineage: Eukaryota; Metazoa; Platyhelminthes; Trematoda; Strigeidida; Schistosomatidae
Source: the annotation of a GenBank genome assembly
GGGAGUUUUGAAAUUGUUAGUUCGUAGCUGUUCAACACUCACCAACAAAGCACUUUAUUGCAAUUUGGUUAUAUUAGUUAGCUUGCCUAUUACUGGGAGUCUAAAAAGUGCAAUCAUAUAACGCAUGUUAUGGGACUAUGAACUGUUGAUUUUUUAUGAUGUUUGGAAGGAAAGAAAAGAUUGUUGAUGUUGACCAAAGGUUAUCUCUUCAAGCUGCUGUGAUAAUUCAGUGUUGGUACAGAAAGUGCAAAGCGAGGUUGGAAGUUCGUCGUAAGUGUGCGUGGCAAGUAAACCAGUCGUUAGAAUAUGUAACGGAUGAAAGUGAUUCUGAAGGGUUACAGCUCAUAUUAUCUAGCUUUGGUAAUGGAGAUGCAUCCAAAAAGUUUUUGUGUAAUAAGGAACCUUCAUUUACAAGCGAUUUUAAUCCGGACCCUAAUCACAUACACUUUCCAAUACCUGAAGAAAUGUUUCUAUCCUUUCUUAAUUGGAUACAGUCAGAUAAGAUAAUUCCCACCAACUUCUUCACUUUGAUACUGAACAAAGCUACAGAAUUUUUUAGCCAACAACCAAAUCUAACAGAAAUUCAACUUGAGGAUGAACAUCAUUUGAUUAUCUGUGGUGAUCUCCAUGGCAAUUUGAUUGCAGCUUUAAGAGUUUUUGAAGAAACUGGUUUACCGAACUCUCGGAAUCGUUUUGUAUUCAAUGGAGAUUUUGUCGAUCGAGGAACUAAAUCAGUCGAAGUGUUAAGUUUAUUGUUAAUGGCUGUAUUAACUUACCCAACCUAUGUAUUUCUUAAUCGGGGAAAUCACGAAGAUAUCAUGGUGAAUGAAAGGUAUGGAUUUGUAAAAGAACUAUCAAAUAAAUAUUCUAAGGAUAGAAAUAAUUUAAUUCACUUAUGUGACAAAUUGUUCUGCUCUCUACCAAUUGGAGCUAUCGUCAAUGAAAGAAUAUUUAUCUGCCAUGGUGGUAUAUCAAAACAUACAGAUCUUAUGAAAUUAAAGCUUCUAAAUAGAUUUAAACUUUCCUCACUUCUACAACCAUGUUUGGAUGGGGAUAACUGUGUAAAUUUUAAUGAUUGGCAACAGGUUUUAGAUUUGUUAUGGAGUGAUCCUCAAGAUAAAGAUGGAUGUAGACCCAACGGUUUCCGUGGUGCAGGUUGUUAUUUCGGUCCCGAUAUUACUGAUAGUUUCUUAGGUACAACGGGUUUCUCUAUGAUUAUUCGAUCCCAUGAAUGCCAUAUGGAGGGAUGGCAUAUUUCCCACUCAGGAAAAGUUUUAACUAUAUUUUCAUCAUUCGAUUAUUUCACACUACGCAGUAAUGAGGGUGCUUAUGCUUGUGUUACUGGUGGGAAGUCCAAUCAAAUCACCAACCCAAACGCUAUUGUUUCUCUGUAUCCGAUAAAAUGUGUACCAAAAAAUACUUUUUCAGCAUCGCUUAACAUCUAUGUGAAUGUAUUUGUUCUUAUGCGAAUACAUGAUCAAUUAUUAGAUAAUGACAGGACAUUAAAUGAUCCUGUUAAUAUGGCAUUUGUGUGUUUAUGGCAACGGAUAAUUCAUCGUAAAGAAAAGCUCCUGGGAUGUUUCAGUCAACAAGACAUUUAUAACUCAGGUAUCGUCUCACUUACUGAUUGGUGUGAUAUAAUGGCUUCCGUAACACGUUUAAAGCUUUCUUGGCGUUGUCUACGUUCUUUUUUGGCCAACUUAUCUAUUGAUCAUACAGACCAAGUUACUUACAAUUCUAUGUUCACAGGAAACUGUGUGAUACACCCAGACCUUCCAAAUGAAAAUUCAUUGGCAAACGAAAUUUUUGAAUUGCAACCUCAUCUUUUGACUGUUGUUCAAGCUUGUCACUUUAAGCUAAAUAGCGUCAAUUUGUACAGUUUAGUGGCUAAAUUAGAAUCAGCUGAUCACAAUGUACAAAUUGCUAGAUUAAAAAUUGUUGUAUCAAAACUGAUAAAAUUACUAAACAAGAGUGAUGUAAUAUCUUUUAACUUGGAUAAAUUCUUGGCUUCUUUUCAUUUCGUGGAAAUUCAGAAACGUGUUAAAGUUUAACUAACACAACUGAAUCUUCCAUGGUUGAUGAGUCUCAUAUAUAUAUUAUUGAGCAGUAGCCAGAAUAAUUAUUCCCAUUCGGACCGUUUUUAUUCCAUGUUACCUAUUUAUCUAUUUUAUAAGAUUUGUAUUUAUUUGUUUGUAGCUUGUCUACUCUUAUUUUUUCAAUAAAAUAAUUCGAAAGUCCAUUUAGAAUGGACAUUUGUUUUAAGGGAAACUCUGAAAAACUUACUCCUUUACAUUAAUUUCUUCUAAAAAUAUGUUGUGAAUUUAUGUUAGAUUUUUGAUACGAUCUAGACAUUAUGUUUAUAGUUAUCUAAUUGUUAUGAAUUCAAUAUUUGGGGACCAUGAAUUAUAUUACAUGUUAUCCAUAUUCGUUUAGUUCUUAUUCUUCUCCAGAUUUUGGAAAUAUUAUUAAUUUAAAAAUAACCAUUGAACAGUAAAAUGUUAUUCUGUGUCUUUUGGUCUUCGUAUUUUAAAUGUUAGUUUUUAUUUGUAAAUCGGUCAUUUUAAAUAGAAGUACAUUU